Fimicolochytrium jonesii is the source of this 1855-nucleotide messenger RNA. RefSeq lists its product as uncharacterized. The coding region runs from base 96 to 1715 and encodes 539 amino acids. Gene Ontology annotation, molecular function: protein binding. The record is from RefSeq and is a predicted model, not a curated record. The transcript has 12 exons. Lineage: Eukaryota; Fungi; Chytridiomycota; Chytridiomycetes; Spizellomycetales; Powellomycetaceae. Gene Ontology annotation, biological process: cell division.
GCGUUCCGUUUUUCCCAACGGAUUUCACGAAGGUCUUUCUAAAUGAAAACGCUGUCUGUCGGAGCUCAGCAUCAACGCCUUCCUACAGCUCAGCCAUGAGCCAGAUUCUGGAGCCUGUAGGCGUUUUAGAAACAGCUCAAAACUUGAUCAGCAACGGGCUAGCGUCGUCCGCCGAACUUUUGCUCAACAGCUUCCUCUCGCUUUCCCCAUCGAAAACGCAUAACGAUGAAGGGCACCUGGUGCAGGCGCAGGCUUCAGUUUUGCUGGCUGACUCGCUCGUGGAGGGCGGCGAAUAUCCAAGAGCGUUGAAACUAUACGAGACAGGUUACCGAGCGCUGUGCAACAGUAGAAACUUCUCAGACGCCCAUAGACAGUUUGUGUACGGAGUGAAAGAAAAGCAAGCAUAUUGCCAUGCGCGCACUGGCCAGCUUUUGGACGCGAUAGAUGAGAUGGAAAAGGUACCGGUGGCCUAUCUGACCGUUAAAGCCUGCAAGACUCUCGCGUCGUGGUAUGAGGAGACUCUUCGCUUCGAUCAGGCAAGACAAACAUAUUUAAAUCUAUUGCGCAAAGAACCGCUGGCUCUCGAGGCAAUGAUGGGAGCAUUACGACAUGGCCACAUGCUAGAAGACUUGGCCCAAUGCUUGCCUCCAUCGCCAUGUGGGGACUGGUUGAAUCGAUACAUGUUGUGCUAUGUGGCGAUACGGAGCCAUCAAUACGAAGAGGCAUUGCUCGAACUUGGGCGGUUGCAAAAUGAAGCGCCAAUGAAUGUUGAUGUCAUGCUGGCCAUGGCAGACUGCUUAUUCAAGAGUGGGGAGACAAUGAAGGCACACUAUCAAUAUAAACAAAUAAUGAAACGUGACCAUGACGUGGUCAAGCAGAUGGAUAGAUACGCACUGAUUCUGAAGCAGAGAGGCGAUCGAGAGCAGUUGAAAAAGCAUGCAAGGACAAUGUCGCGGAAGAAUCCUACGAGACCAGAGUCAUGGCUGGCCAUGGCAUGCUGCAGCGAAAUGCAGGGCGAUAUGGACACGGCUCUCAGCUUCGUCGAUAGGGCACUGGAAUGUAAUCGGACGUACGCGGAAGCGUGGUUGAUGAAAGCAUCACUGUUGACCGCUGCUGGAAAGUUUGAUGAGGCACUACCAGCCUAUAAGCGCGCGCAAGCUUACGAUGAAACGAUAACGAGCUUUGAAGGACAAGUGGAAUGCCAUUUACAACAAGCUUCACCAAUCGAAGCCCACUUAGCAGCGCGAGACGCCGCCGUCCGUAUGCCACGGCAUCCCAAAGCACGAAUACUAGUUGGAGGUGUACUGAAAGCCAAAGGCGAUCCGGAGAGCAAAAAGCGAGCAAAGAAAAUGUUUGAAGAAGCGUAUAGACUCAAUCCGCUAUGCACCGAGGCGGUGUUGGCGCUGGUGACCACUUUGGAGGAAGAGGAGAAUUGGGAGCGGGCGAUUGAGAUGCUCAAAGAACACUCUGGGCAUAUACAAAUGGCAACGCUGCACCAUCGCUUAGCUGAAAUCUAUGUCACACGAAAGAACUUCGAUGAAGCAAUGGACCAGUAUAACAUAGCUCUGAGAAUCGACCCACAAUUCGAGCCAGCGCUGCGAGGCAACAAACGCCUCCACCGCAUACUCGCAUCAGGCGGACAUACAGAUCUCGGCGCGACAGACGAGGAAGACAUCGAUGAACAGGUCGAUGAAUUAUCCAAUGGAGACGAUUAAAAGACAGGAGAAUGAGAAAAAGCUUCUGCAAUUUUAUUGGGAACGGAAAAGAGGGAAUAACUAUCGCUGAUGCAUGGGUAAAGAGGGGAACGCUGAGAACGGGGGUGGCUGUUUUGUGACAACCUAUAUAUAUAUAUCCC